AUGGCACAUGUCAAUCUCAUGACCGAUACCAUCAUUGCCAACUUGCCUGAAGAAGGCUUGCGAUCAGUCCUCAGAUCAAUGCUUGCUACAGAUCCCUCGAUCACGAAGAAUUUAGAACAGCGGACAAAGGUGUAUCUGACAACGCAGUCGGCAACGCCCAAGGGAGACCUUUUUACACAAGACGGAACCACUCCAGCUGUCACACCCAUCUUUCUAGCUCAGCAAGGCAGGAUCCGGGCAAUGAUGGGAUGUGGCAUGUGCUACGAGAGCAUUCCUCUUCUCGCAGCUAUUGUCGUCCAGACGAAAGACUUGGCUAUAUCAACCGUCGACAGUCCUGAAGUACAACAGGCCUUGACAGCCGUCAAUGGAGACAUUAUUCAAGCUCUCACCGCUGUACAGAAGACAUUGGUCACUUCCUCAGGCUUGCGGACACUUGAGGAUUCAGAGCAUCUCAUCAUAUCCAGUCUUCACCAAGCUCUACUCGAGGGUCAGCAGUCUCUGUCGCGUUGUGGCACUUAUGCUUUCGACCGGAGUCUAGUGGCGCUACAAGCUUCGGGACUGCUAUCAGAAGCUAAACAUAAUCGAGAAAGCGAACCUCAUGAAGAAGACCGUAUAACAAUAUCUGCUUUACCGGAGACUGUUGAAACAUUCAAACUGAACGGCAAGAGUCUUCCCCGAUUAUUCUGCGGCCUCUGGCAACUGUCCAGUCCAUCAUGGGGCUGUGCUCCAGUCACUCGCAUCCGAUCUCAAUUCGCGCAGUAUGCCUCACAAGGCUUCACAGCAUACGACAUGGCUGAUCACUACGGCGAUGCAGAGAUCAUCUUCGGCAAUUUCAGAGCAUCUUGUCAUAAUCCAGAAGCCCUGUUCGGCGCAACAAAAUACUGCAUUUUCACCCCGACAACCAUCACCCGCCAAGUCGUGCAAGCCAACAUAACGGAACGAUGUCAAAGAAUGUCAGCUUCUCAUAUUGACCUUCUCCAAUUCCACUGGCAAGACUAUAACGAUCCACAAUACAUCACUGCCUUACAAUACCUUCAAGAAGAUCCUCGGGUCCACAGUCUCGGUCUUUGCAAUUUCGACACGUCCCACAUGCUUGAAAUCAUCUCCAAUGGAACAGUCAAAAUUGCAACAAAUCAAGUUCAAUUCUCUCUCAUCGACUCCCGCCCUCUCAGUCGAAUGGCCCAAGUAUGCAAAACUCAUCAUAUCAAACUUCUCACUUACGGCACUCUGUUGGGUGGAUUCCUUUCGGAGAAAUGGCUCGAUGAACCGGAACCAGAGCUUUUCUCCUCGACUAUCACGCCCAGCCAGAGAAAGUACUACGAAAUGAUACUCAAUUGGGGUUCGUGGGAUCUUUUCCAGGAACUGCUGCACAUUUUAGAGGGCAUUGCAGGUAAGCAUGGGGUCAGUCUGAGUAACGUUGCAACGCGAUGGGUGUUGGAUUUUGAGUUUGUGGGUGCGGUAAUUGUGGGGACUCGAUGGGGCAUCAGUGACAACGCAGAAGACAAUUUGAGAGUUUAUGGACUGCACUUGGAUGAGGAAGAUCGACAACGAAUCGAGAGUGUUUUAAGGAGGAGUAGGAGGGACGUCAUUGUCGCUCUUCUCGGCGAUUGUGGAGGGGAGUACCGGUAA
Messenger RNA from Sphaerulina musiva SO2202, 1629 nucleotides. RefSeq names its product aryl-alcohol dehydrogenase. The record is from RefSeq and is a predicted model, not a curated record. The transcript has a single exon. Bases 1 to 1629 code for a protein of 542 amino acids. Lineage: Eukaryota; Fungi; Ascomycota; Dothideomycetes; Mycosphaerellales; Mycosphaerellaceae.